Vicia villosa (hairy vetch) is the source of this 835-nucleotide messenger RNA. RefSeq lists its product as uncharacterized. The record is from RefSeq and is a predicted model, not a curated record. The coding region runs from base 278 to 718 and encodes 146 amino acids. Lineage: Eukaryota; Viridiplantae; Streptophyta; Magnoliopsida; Fabales; Fabaceae. The transcript has 6 exons.
CAUAUCGAAACGAAGAACCGCACGUCGCCGGGCAGGUCUUGUUUCUGUGCACCAGAGGGACCCGCUUGUGUUGCUGCCGUCGUGUUGCUGUGUUUCUGUCAUCUUCGUUUCUUCUUUUUCUGCUGCAGGAUUGGCUGUUUUAAAAGUAAUAGAGAAGGAAAAGCUUCAAGAAAAUGCAUUUGUAGUGGGAUCCCAUUUGCAGCACAACCGAAGUGAUGUUCAAUUUCAAGUCCUUCUCACUAGUUUUCUGUUAUGGGUUUUAGGAGGCUUGUUUGGAAUGGCCGAUUUGAACAUAUUUGCCCGACUAUUUGAAAGAGACAUGCAAUUGCGGAUUGUGAGGCUGAACUUGCAGCCAUCUGUUCAGCAAUGGGAGAGCGUCCGAUGCAUAUUAGACAGGAGUCAGCAGCCAAUGAAAUCGAAAGCUAUCCUCCACUGUCAAAGGAUCCAUCAGCAUAUCCUAAAAAAUCAAGAAAAUAGAAUGAUGAUUGAAGUAACUAUCAAGGUGGAGACGAAGAAGAUUGUGAUGAAGAUAUGGAAGAAGCUUGUGAUGAUCAUGAAGAUGUGGAAGAAGGUUGUGCUCAAGAUGUGGAAGAAGGUUGUGCCAAAGAUGGUGGAGAAGAUCAAGAAGAAUAGUUGUGUUUUAUAUUAUCUAGCUAGCUAUGUCUUAGAACUUUUUUGGUUAUUUUGGGAUGACUCUGAGAGAGAAACUUGUGUUUAAUUUUGCUCUUGUUUUGAAUCCCAUGGUUGUUUUGAAUUUUGAAUUUGGGAUGACAUCAAAACUUAGUAUCCAACUAUUAUUAGUGGCACUACAAAAAAAACUUACUUUUGACCUUAA